AACUACUUCACUGUCAAAAGCGAGACCACAAACGCACAGAUCGAAGCGGCAUUUGUGCAAUUAGCUAAGAGACCUGAAGUCGGCGUCAUAUUGAUCAGCCAGCAUAUUGCCAAUCGGAUACGACGCGCCAUAGAGGCACACAUGUCCCAGAAAAACGGGGGGAUCCCCACGGUCAUCGAAAUGCCGAGCAAAGACCAUCCUUGGGACCCAGAGAAGGACACUGUAUACAGACGAGCGCGUGACCUAAUGGGAGCGUAA
Messenger RNA from Trichoderma virens Gv29-8, 258 nucleotides. RefSeq lists its product as uncharacterized. The record is from RefSeq and is a predicted model, not a curated record. NCBI's taxonomy places the organism in Eukaryota, Fungi, Ascomycota, Sordariomycetes, Hypocreales, Hypocreaceae. Gene Ontology annotation, biological process: monoatomic ion transmembrane transport. Gene Ontology annotation, cellular component: fungal-type vacuole membrane. Gene Ontology annotation, molecular function: proton-transporting ATPase activity, rotational mechanism. The annotation marks the transcript as partial. The transcript is spliced from 2 exons.